AAAAAUGGUCGCAGAUUGUUUUUCUUCUGUUUUAUAUAUAUAUAUAUGUAGUCAAAACUCGAUGCGAUGAAAUUGCAACUUGCGGUGGUUGAAAUUGAAGUACGAAAGUACAAAUGGUAUAAAUAAAUUGCAAACCGCGCAAGUUUCAAGUAGAGAAAUAGUUUUAACGCGAAUUCGCCAUGGCUGAUAAAAGACAAACCAGUUUGUCGAAAGAAGAAAUAGCGAAGCAGUUUAUGCUUCCAGAAAGGAAGAGCAAGAUUGCAACGUUACUGAAACAGGACGGACAGGCCUAUUGUAUUUGUAGAAGUUCUGACAGUUCUCGUUUUAUGAUAGGAUGUGACGCUUGUGAGGAGUGGUAUCAUGGUGAUUGCAUAAACAUAACUGAGAAAGAUGCGAAACAUAUAAAACAAUUUUUCUGCGUUCGUUGUAGAGAGGAAGAUCCAACUUUGGUAACAAGAUACAAGCCACGCAGAACCGAUCAAGAGGACAGAAAACACAAAAAGUACAAAGAGAAAGAGAGGAAUCAUCGAUACGAGCAUGACGCGUCUUGGGAUCCUAGAUUGGAGAAAAAAUCUUCCAAACGGUGCGGAGAGUGCACGGGAUGUUUGCGUACAGAAAACUGUGGGAAAUGCGACGCUUGCAAACAUUUGAAAAAAUUUGGACCUUCCGUACGGUUGAAGCUUCGAUGUAUUCAGCGAACCUGUAGGCGAUUGGGAGAUCCGUUGAAAUCUUCGAAGAGUCUCAACAAGGGAAUAAAAUUGAUCAAGAAACGGAAGCGAGACUCGAGUAACGAGAGAAACGAUUAUCUGGAACCGCCGCGUCAUUGCUACGGACCCGCUUGCACGAAGCAAUCGCGACCCGGGAGCAAGUACUGUUCCGACGAUUGCGGCUUGAAAUUGGCGACCAACAGAAUCUAUCAAGUAUUACCGCAGCGCAUACAGGAAUGGUCCUUAACCGCGUGCAUUGCGGAACAGAACAACAGACGCGCCUUGGAAUCCGUGAGGAAGCAGCAGCACGACGUUCGUAGGAUACUGCACGAGUUGGACAAGAGACACGUCGAGUUGGAUCACAUCGUCGAACGCGCGAGACACGCAACCAUCGACGCGCAAGCGGAAGUCGACGACAACGAUGACACGGAAAGCAGCACGUACUGCAUCACGUGCGGCCACGAGAUCCACGCGAGAAGCGCCAUCAAGCAUAUGGAAAAAUGUUUCAACAAGUACGAGUCGCAGGCGUCAUUCGGCUCGAGUGUCAAGACGCGCAUCGAAGGUCAGGUGAUGUUUUGCGACUUUUACAAUCCCAUAAACCGAACGUACUGCAAGAGAUUGCGCGUUCUCUGUCCGGAGCACUGCAAGGAUCCGAAAGUCGGCGACACCGAGGUUUGCGGCUGUCCGUUGGUUACGAACGUGUUCGACGCCACGGGUGAAUUCUGUCGCGCUCCGAAGAAGAGCUGCUUGAGACACUACAUGUGGGAGAAACUGCGACGGGCGGAGAUAGACAUGGAGAGGGUCAGGCAGUGGCUUAAGAUCGACGAGCUUGUGGAGCAGGAAAGGCAGAUCCGUUCGAACAUGGCGUCGCGAGCCGGUGUGCUGGCCCUGAUGUUGCACUCCACUUAUAAUCACGAACUGAUGGAACAGAUGACGCAGGAACAGAACAGAGAACAGUUACAAGCUAUGGAAGAGGAGUUGCAAAGAAGAUACGGAUUACAGCAGGACCAAUGCAUGGAGCAGUGAUCGCACACACUUGUUUUGUUCACACGCUCAUCAUACGAUUUAACAAAUAUCGUUUACAUGUGGAGUUCAUUACAUUGUAAAUCUUUCAGUUUUUUUUUUUUUUUUUUUUUUUAAAUAAAACUCAUAAUUCUUACGUAUGUGUUUUGUGGUUUUCUUCAACGCAAAACUAUACAUAUUACUGCGUGGAAAGAAAAACAUACAUAUAUUGUUGGACAUACAGACGUGGAGAUACGCAACUGAAACUGAAAGAACAAAUUGUUUUGAAUAAUGGAAUAUGUAACACACAUGAGUCUUUCUUUUUGGUAAUAUUGUUAUUAUUUACAGUAUGAUAUAUCGAGACGCAGAGACGUCAGGAUUUUUUUUUUCACACACUCCGACAAUUAAUCGUUUCAACAAAAACCAUUUAUUCACAGGUCGUAGCCUCUGCAGAUGCAAAAUAACACGCCACAAACUAGCGGUUCUAUCGCUUAGCUUCGGAAAAAAGUAAAGUCGCGUAAAGCGCAUACCAUUGGACAUUGAUUCUCUCGAGGAGAACACCGCCUGUUUCGAAUCGUCUCCCUUAAAAAAAAAAACGCGUCAAGGAUGCAAUAUUUUUUUUUCUUUUUUUUUUUUAACUGAAAUCUUUGCGUUAAAAAUUGAAACAAUUAUUAGAAAAUUACGUUAUCGCUAAUUACAUUACAAAAACCAGUCACAUUUUGGAAGUUGUUAACAUUAAAAAGAGGCAAUAAUAAUAAUAAUAAUAAAAAAAAGAUUAUCGUCCUCUGUCUAAGCAAGAAUUGAGAUUUUACGAUAUCUCUCAGGGCUAUUUAAAUAACUCUAACGCUACUUGCAUAUAUGAUGUAUAUAUACAUAAAACAAACGUAAUAAUAAACUUACAUUUAUUAAUUUGCAAAUAAUUUUUGUUUUCUUUCUCUCAACACCUUAGGAACGAAUUGUGUCAAUGCAAUGGCAGUUCGGAAGCUAAUGCGCAAUUAAUUGUAUAAUCGAUACUUUUUUUUUUUUUUUAUAGACUGUAGUAAAAAUAUAGACUGUAGAAUAAGGUGGUUUUUUUUUCUUUAAUAUCAUUAAGAUCGAGAUAUAUAACUCGCAUAACAAUAUUGUUAUGACAAUGUUCGCAUAACAGAAUCGUGCGUGUGUGUUAUCUCAGUUAUUAUCCGCAAAUAAAUGAAAUUUUAUAGGCCACGAGAAAUAAAUCGAAUUCAUAUUUCAAAAAAUUCGAUCGUGCCGAAAAAAUGGGCUGCGAGUUGUAACACAUGCAACUUGUUGUUUUUUUUAAUUAUAUGUAUAUUAUAUAUAUAUAAUUUUUUUUUCUUUUUUUUUUUUUUUAAGGCCGACCGAUUGAAAACAGGCGACUUAUCCGAUACGUGUGUGUAUGUGUGUGUGCAGGUCUGACAUAAAUUCACACACAUGUAUUAUGCCACGCGUAUUAAAAAAAAAAAGGAAAAAGAACGAAAUAGAACGACUCAUUUAUCACAGUAUUGCACGCAAAGCUUGUACGAAAUCGCAAGUAAGA
Molecule: messenger RNA, 3246 nt
Organism: Pseudomyrmex gracilis
Lineage: Eukaryota; Metazoa; Arthropoda; Insecta; Hymenoptera; Formicidae
Product: CXXC-type zinc finger protein 1-like
Exons: 6
Coding region: 180-1733 (517 amino acids)
Biological process (GO): positive regulation of DNA-templated transcription
Cellular component (GO): Set1C/COMPASS complex
Molecular function (GO): DNA binding; zinc ion binding
Source: RefSeq, a predicted model, not a curated record